AAACGUUUAAACUGUGAGUUGUGUGAUAUGACAUUUCGACACAGGGGCCACCUGAAUGUCCACUUGAGGAUACACACAGGAGAAAAACCUUACAAGUGUUCUUUGUGUAAUUUCUCUGCAAGGCAUGGUAGCACUAUAGACAGACACAAGAAAGCUCACCUCAAUGACAGACGCUAUGCUUGUGAUGCAUGUGGUUAUAAAAGUGUGUAUAAAUCUACUUUGCAGAGACACUACAGAACUCAUACAGGAAUUAAACCUUUUGCAUGUGAAUUUUGUCAGAGAUCAUUUAGUCAAAGAGGGCAUAUGAAAGAUCACAGAAGAAAAGUUCAUUUUUGCUAA
This is a messenger RNA of Lymnaea stagnalis (great pond snail), 339 nucleotides long. NCBI's taxonomy places the organism in Eukaryota, Metazoa, Mollusca, Gastropoda, Lymnaeidae. The record is from the annotation of a GenBank genome assembly.